UCUAUCAUCAAAGAUGGCGGGAGCCUCCGACCCACUGGAGGACAUGCUCUUCAAUGAGGUAGACGAAAAAGCUGUAAGCGACUUAGUGGGCUCUUUGGAAUCGCAACUUGUCAGCCAAAAGACUUCGCCCGCCACAUAUUCUAAUAUCAAGCGAGAAGGAUCUACGGGCGCUGUUAGCCAGUUCUCAGGGAAACUGCGUGAUCAAGCGGGGUCUCUGGAGCCGCCACAACAAGGACACCCAAAAGCGGCGUUAAACGCGGAACCCAUCGCGAAUCAGGCGAUGUCCAAUAAGAUUAUCAGCGCUUCCACUUCUUCCAUCACUACUGGGGGUGUUUUAAACGCUGGUACUAAUCUACAAACAUAUGGAGCCGCAUCUCAAACCAUUUCCACCGCACCACCAGGAUCGGUAACUUUGCCUGCUCAGUCGACUAGCUUCAACAGAGGGACUAUUUUGGGUCCUGCUGGCACAUCAGCGGUGACUGUUCCCAAUCCAAACAUCACAACAACAACAACUAUCAGGACUGCUUCACCUGGUUUACAGAGUUUUAACGGUAACACUGGAGCUCUGAAGUUGGUCAACUCGCCAGCAGCUUCCCAAGUCGGGUCAGGCAGCAGCACUGUUGUAAGUACUGUCAGUGCGGGCAAUUCCAAUAUCAUUGUGUCCAUGACUUCACAACCUCCUUCUCUGCCAAACUUUACUGGACCUCAACAGUCUGCAGUGGCUACUACUCCCACUAUUGCAUUGCAAAGACAGCCCAGCCCCAUGGCCAUUGCCUCACAGAAUGGAGUAAUAGACCCCAAGGUUUCUGCAGUGGUCACACAGGGUGCAGGUUCCCUAGGGACCACCACCUCUCAGGUCAUGAACCACAGCAACACUCUCAUGCACACUAAAAUGGUGGCACCCAACCAGCCAGUCUCUGCUGGCCAAUCAAUAAUUCUCGGAGGGUCUCCCCCUCCUGUUGUUGUUAACUCACCAAUAAGCCAGCCACAGAGUGUGGCGAGUCCCACUCUCACAGCUGGGGUGAAACCAACUGUUAAUGGAGUUGGUCAGCCCACAGUGACCAUCGUGAGGCCCCCCGGUGCUCCUGUGAUGGCUACCCCCGUACAGCAGCAGAGACCUGGGCUGUUAGCAAGUACCACGAGGACUGCUGCACCACAGCUGGCUGUCAGACCACCACAAAAGACCACCAUUCAGUUACCCCCUGGAUUUACCAUACCACCCGGUAUGGUGCUGGUGCGUACGGACACGGGACAGCUAGUGAUGGUGACUCAGCAGGUUCUAGCCCAGGCCCAGGCUAAGACCCAACAAGGCCAGGCUGCUGUCUCCAACAUCUCCCCCCAGCCUGGAAUCCCCACCGCUGGGGCCAACAUCAGAGUUAGCACUCCCAGCCAGGCCCCUGGUACGCCCCAGGCUGUCCGUCUGGCGUCCCCUUUCCAGGCAAGAAUGGCCCAGUCCCCCUCUCCCUCUAGCCCUGCUAUACAGAAGGCCAUAACCGUGGCACCUGCGGGUGCGUCUGUGUCAGUGAAAAUGACCACCCCUCAGAAGGCCCAAUCUGUGAUCACAGGGGGCCAGGCCUUGGUCAAGCCUGGUGCUGUACGGCCCACUAUCACCCUGAACACUGCAGCAGCCAGUGCCUCUGGAAGCCCUAUUGCAACAGUCUCCCAGGAAAUGCAGGAGAAUGUGAAGAAGUGCAAGAACUUCCUGUCCACCCUGAUCAAACUGGCGUCCCACAACUCCCCCUCCCCUGACACAUCUAAGAACGUCAAGACUCUGGUGCAGGAUCUACUGGAUGCUAAAAUCGAGCCUGAGGAAUUCACCACGAGUCUGCAGGCUGAGCUGAAAUCCUCUCCUCAGCCGUACCUCAUCCCCUUCCUCAAGAAAAGCCUCCCUGCCCUGCGGCUGUCCCUUCUCAACAACCAGCAGUCUCUUCUGGCCUCCACCUCCGCUUCUGCCCUGGCCGUCCCCUCCACCUCCACCAUCAGGCCCCGGCUCCCCACCACCAUCAGCCCCGCCACAGGCAUCGUCAGGACACCUACCACUGCCCUGGGUGUGAGAAGACCAGGAGUCCAGGGGGUCCAGACCCGCAUGCCCAUGGUCAUCACUCAGACUAUACGACCGCAAGGCGUAGUUACAAGAGGACCCUCUAUUAUCCCGGGAAGAAGUCCUGUGGGCAUUGGUGCCCAGGCCUCUGCCAAUCAGAAGAAGCUGAAUGAGCCUGGAGGUGGGACGUUCAGAGAUGACGAUGACAUCAAUGACGUGGCGUCCAUGGCGGGGGUAAACCUGAACGAGGAAAACGCCCGCAUCAUGGCCACCAACUCUGAGCUGGUGGGCACCAAGAUCCGCUCCUGUAAGGACGAGGCCUUCCUCCCGCCAGGCCUGCUACACAGACGCAUCAUGGAGGCUGCCAAGAGAUUUGGGGUGACCGAGGUUCCAGCUGAGACAGUGAACUACAUCUCCCAUGCUACCCAGGCCAGACUGAGAUCUAUGCUGGAGAAAGUGUCCACUAUCGCCCAGCACCGCACCGACGGGGGCAAGGAUGAGGAAUGGUAUGAGCCGUCGACAGACGUCAGGGCCCAGCUCCGCUUUUUUGAGCAGCUGGAAAGGAUGGAGAAACAGAGGAAGGACGAACAGGAGAGAGAGGUCCUACUCAAGGCUGCCAAGAGUCGCGCCAGACAGGAGGACCCAGAACAAGCUCGGUUGAAGGCGAAAGCUAAGGAGAUGCAGCAGGCAGAGCAGGCCCAGAUCCGGCAGCGUGAAGCCAACCUCACUGCCCUGGCUGCCAUCGGGCCCCGUAAGAAACGCAAGAUGGACUCGCCAGGGGGCUCCACAUCGGGCACAGAGGUUGCUUCGGGUUCAGGGGAUGGCUCUUCCACAGCUGCCUCCUCCCGCCAACAGCUCCGUCAGCGGAUCACGCGAGUCAACCUCAGGGACUUUAUCUUCUGCCUGGAGCAGGAGAGGGCCACAUCCAGGUCCUUAUUGCUUUAUAAAGCUCUCCUGAAGUAGUGGGGGUACCACAAGGUUCAGUACUCAGCCCAUUACAAAUCCUUACGGUUCUUCACAGCUCUCCUGAAGUAUGACGUCCUACAGGGUUUAGUACUCAGCCGGCCCGUUACAAAUCCAUAAGGGUUCUCUAGUCGACCCAAUACAAAUCUUUACUGUUCUACACAACUCUCCUGAAGUAGGGCGUCCACAAUGGUUCUGUACUCGACCUGAUGCAAAUCCUUACUACUCGAUAAGGCUCUCCUAACGUAGGGGUAACACAGGGCUUUGUACUAUGCCCAUAACACAUUUGUGAUAAGUAAAGUUUCCCCUUUGCCCCCAUCUCUACACAUGCCUUCAUUCCCAUUCUGCAUUAUCAAAUAGCCCACCCCAUCUCUACACACCCUCAUUCCCAUACCACACUAUCAUAUAUCACCCCUUGCAUCUGAAGCUAAGCAACCCCACACCACCCUAACGUUGCUCCCAGAUCAUACUGCCCCUUAGGACAGGUACACUGGCUACUCUUUCACUUGGCCACAUCCUUGUUUUUACAUCACGUCUCGUCUCAUUCACUAGCUGUGUGCUUUACAACGAUGAGAGCCUAGAAGCUGGCAGGUGGGUACACAACAGCAUUUUUUCCCCCCAUGACUCCUAUGUACCUCGAGAUGCCUUGAGUCUCUGUCUCAAUUUGUUGCGUCGCUCUCAAACAACCUACAGUAGUAAUAUUUAUGUCGGGGACCUUGCUAUUUAAGCCUAAUGAUUUGCCACUAAGGAUGUUACAUCACAUCAUAUUUAGACUUGGUCAGGAUCUGUGCUCUCCAGGGGCCUUAUUUAUCAACUGUGCGUACAUUUCUUACUUAAUUCUGGCAUACCUGGAGAUUGUAGGAUUUCUGGCAUACUUGGAGAUUGAUAAAUCCUACAAACUGUCCCAUGCAACACAUACGCAUGUUUUCAGUGAUUAUUCAGAACGAAAUAACAUUAUAUAUUUUUAACAAAAUGCCCUCAUUAGCUGUAUGAUUUGGAAAUGUUGGAACUGGGCCAUGUCCUUUUCUAAAAGAAAGCUGAAUAGCAAAUUUAAUUACAUUUUUGUAGAGGUGUGGGCAGAAUGUUUUAAUCUUUUGCAGAGUCUUUUGAAAAUAAAAAUGCAUUCUGCCUAUUGCGAGUACCAAACACUGGUCGUGCAUUCUGCAAGAUUGAUUGUCUAUUGAACAAUUUAAAAGUAAAUGUUGCCUACAGCCCACAUGAAUUGUUGUUCAAUAUGUUGUUUAUCAAUACAUUGUGUUUCUGAGAUUAAAUAGGCUAUGACAUCACACUCCUAUCGCACAGCAAUACUGUAGACUACCCAUACUGUCAUAGGUUACCAGUCUAUUCGCUUUUGAGCAUGGUUGGCUAUUGAAUGAGCAAUGAAUAAAUGGUAGCCAUUAUUAUAAUUCCUGUGCAUCAAACACCUCAAUUUCCCCCAAAAUAACAAUCUUUGCUUGCAAUACAGUUGAUCGACCAUUAGAAGUUGCACCUUCGCAUGGUCUGAGAUUUACGUGGAGAUGCACUUCAAAUUCAAAAUUGAUAAAUACCAACCUUUGCGGGAAAACUGUCCCACACAAGGUUUAGUCAUUUUUCUGUGUGCACACUCCUUUGAUAAAUGAGGCCCCAGGUCAAAGCCUACAAACACUGAUCUGUGUUAUGUACGUUUUCCCAACAUAUUGAAGAGGAAGGAACCAUUUCAAAAUGAAAGAUAAUGUUUGCAUAUUAUGUUCUGGGCAAGUACUGAGUUUGGGGGGAAAAAACAAAUCAUAUUGUAACAUGUUUUAAAGGUAGACUCAGUGAUAUGACAGAUGCAGAGAGUGAACCGCAGUGGGUCAAUUUCCUCAACAACUAAGAGCGUUGACGCGUGAGGCUCAACUUCUCCACUGUUUUGGUCCUCGGCUACCAUGCUUUGAACAGCGUGAAGCGAACCCGUGCACAUGCGCAGAUACUGUAUGACUGCAUCUUGCUCAUCUCAAUAUCUGCUGUUCGUGGCAAGAUCAUUUCUCUGAGUCUACCUUUUUAAUUUACCAAACCAUAAGAUGAAUGUUGUAGAGAAUCCUAUUGUUUUGAUAGUGGUCAGAUAAAUGUACCAGGAAGUACUGCGAUGCCUGCUAUUAAAACACAACGUGUAUACAUACUAGUUCCAGACCUGGAUCCAAUACUUUCAAAUAUGAAAUAUGAGCUCGAUUUAGAUUGCCUGGUACAACAGAACCUAUGGAAUAGUACCAUUUUUAAAUGCAAACGCCAAGCUAAAUCAAGCCCACCUUAAUUUCUUGCAAGUAUUUGACCCAGGUUUGGCUGGUAUAAUGGUACUUUAGGGUUCCUAUUACUAUUGGCAGAAGAGUGAAACAUCUUAAGAUUUUUUUUUUUUGUGUGUGUGUUAAAAAAAAUUGUGAGCCAAUUCUAAUAUUCUAUUCAAUGGUUCAUAACAAACUAAUCUCUCCUAUUGUAGACGUGAAUCUAGAUUAAUUACCAGGAUCCAUUUAAAGAUAUAAGUAUCAUUAUUCAGAUUCAACCUCAUCACAGAACACAGGGAGCUGGCUCUCUUAUACACUCACUCAGGCUAAUCAACAAUUUUAAUGAAGAUGACAAUGAACAAUGCGGUCAUAAUAUUGAGCACCAUUCCUAUAUAGUUUUCUCAAGACCUGAAAUUCCAUCCGGGACUUUUUAAUCAACUGAAAAGUCUAUCACUUGCAGAAGUUUCAGCACCGCUUAACAAUAUCUAUUGAGUGAUUGACUUUUAAUGCUGAUGAUCAACAUCAAAAUGUCAAUCUGUUGCGGCGAUCUGUCAAGUAUUUUUUUAUAAUGCUAAUGGGAUACUACUGCUUCCUUAUUUUUUGGGGGGUCAAAAGCCCUUUAUCAGUUUGACUUUGAAAUGACUGUCCAUUAAAGGUUUUUAAUGCUUUAAAUGUAUUUUUUACUGUAACAUGCAUUUGUUUAUAUAGUGCAUAGUUCUAAUUGAUAAAUGAAAUAAAGCUGUGGUGUAUGUAUAUUCAAGUUUAGAGUCUGGCUCUUAAGAACCCAGCUACUGUAUUAUGUGUUGAAGGACACAUUGUUGUGACUAUUUAUAUUUCCUACUGUCUGUGCAUUCAAACCUGACGCAUUUCAGGUGAUGCAAUUUUAGUAUUGUUUGUACCUUUGCAAAAAAAACAAUAAUAAAGAAAGUGAUUGAAAA
This is a messenger RNA of Oncorhynchus masou masou (cherry salmon), 6179 nucleotides long. Its product is annotated as transcription initiation factor TFIID subunit 4-like. Gene Ontology annotation, cellular component: transcription factor TFIID complex. Gene Ontology annotation, molecular function: DNA binding; protein heterodimerization activity; RNA polymerase II general transcription initiation factor activity. NCBI's taxonomy places the organism in Eukaryota, Metazoa, Chordata, Actinopteri, Salmoniformes, Salmonidae. The transcript has 15 exons. Gene Ontology annotation, biological process: DNA-templated transcription; transcription initiation at RNA polymerase II promoter. Bases 14 to 3004 code for a protein of 996 amino acids. The record is from RefSeq and is a predicted model, not a curated record.